Molecule: messenger RNA, 1114 nt
Organism: Sebastes umbrosus (honeycomb rockfish)
Lineage: Eukaryota; Metazoa; Chordata; Actinopteri; Perciformes; Sebastidae
Gene: ppp1r14aa
Product: protein phosphatase 1, regulatory (inhibitor) subunit 14Aa
Exons: 4
Coding region: 292-792 (166 amino acids)
Biological process (GO): regulation of phosphorylation
Cellular component (GO): cytoplasm
Molecular function (GO): protein serine/threonine phosphatase inhibitor activity
Source: RefSeq, a predicted model, not a curated record
CUGAGAGAUUUGAGUAUUAUGAACUCACUUAAGGGAUUUGACGCCAACAAAAAGUCCGGUUUGCUGGACUGACUUAUAUUUUGGACUCAAAUGUUAAUAAUGUAUAUUUCAAAGUCUUAACAACUUGAAACGCUUUUUUAAGCCAACAAAUACAAGUUCUAGUUUUUACAGUGCAGUAGCCUGCCCUGAUUCCUCUCAGCACUGUGUGACUGAGCCCGUCUCCUCCCAGUCCAGCUGCUCUCUCUCCUCCAGACGAACCAGUCAGACCAGUCACACCACACCACACCAGACAUGGCAGCCGAUCAGCCCGGGGCAACACUUGAGGAAACUGAGCAAGUUCAUUCAUCAGAUUUGGGUUUGUUUGAGGAUCACGGUGGUAAUAUCCCGAAGAGACAUGCCCGGGUUACCGUGAAGUACAACCGGAAGGAGCUGCAGAGGCGGCUGGACGUGGAGAAGUGGAUUGACGAGAGUCUGGACCGGCUGUACUCGGGUCAGGGAGGUGAUGUGCCAGAGGAGGUGAACAUCGAUGACCUGAUCGACCUGCCUAACGAUGAGGAGCGAGUCAGAAAGUUACAGGAGCUUCUUCGAAAGUGCAGUAACAACACAGAGACCUUCAUCAGAGAGCUGGUGGUGAAGCUGGAGGGAGUUCAGAAGCAGGACGAGCUGCAGAGCGAAGGCAUCGAGCAUCCCAUCAUCUGCAACAGCCACUACCGCCAUGAGCCCUACCACUUUAACAACCCACAGCAACAGCAUCAGUCCCACCACGCCCGAGGCCAGAACCAGACCCUCUGACGACCCCCCCACCUCCCCCAACCAAGACACACACUGCACACGCUGUCAUGACAUGACAACAACACGGCAGUUCUAUUGGCCCGUGGAAGGCAAAGAAGGAGAAAAUCUACCCUAAUACUCACUAAUUAAGACUUUAUAUCAUGUGGAGUCUCUGCUGGUUGCCUGGUAACCUCACAUCGAUGACAAGACUCCAGGAGGUCACUGCUCCAGGCCAAGAAAUAGUCCAGCACAAAAAACAAAAGAAAAAUAAAGACAAGAAAUAGUCCAGCACAAAAAAAUAAAAUAAAAUAAAUGAAAAAAUAGUCUGGCACAAAAAAAAAAA